CCGUCUCCGAUAUGUGAAGAUAGAACUCUCUCAAAUGCACUCAUUUUGUCGCCUGUCGGCCGAUAACAAGAAGUUGAAUGAGAGCCAGCCAUGGCGUCCGCCUGCGUCAACACCAUUGGAAUGUCGCCCGAAUCCUUUCUCGACUGUCCUCCGCCUAAGUACCAGUCCUAUGGUUGGUUGAGUCCGCGAGUUUCCUACAGUCGGGAGUUUCCGGCCGACUCGGACUCCACAAACACUGCCGGACCUAAGCAUUCUUCUCUGUUGCCGGACAAGUGUGCCGCUGACGAUAAGCUCGAGGACUCAGAUCCCGCCAAAGAUGUAGGAGAUUUCGAGUUCCGCCUCGACGAUCCGGCCAUUAUGCUUCCGGCGGACGAGCUCUUCUCUGACGGAAAGCUCGUGCCGCUACAGCUCUCGAUGAUCCGCCCAGUGGCGACGUCAGCAGCCAUGCCAACGUCUAUGGAGGUUAGAUCGCCGGAUACGCCCAAACUGCGAAUCAGAAAUGAGAUUUGCGGUACGGAUCCAUACCUCUUCUCUCCAAAGGCACCUAGGUGUUCCAGUCGGUGGAAGGAGCUUCUAGGACUGAAGAAACUCUACCAGAACAGCAAUGCAAAGCAGGAUACUCAGAAGACAUCUUCUUCCUCCUUGCAGGGCAACAACGGACAUAAAUCUCUGAAAAAUUUCCUACACCGUAGUUCAAAAUCUCUGCACACAUCUAUUGACGCGUCGCUCAGCCAGCCUUUGCUAAAGGACUCCGACAACGAGUCGGUAUCGGUUUCCUCCAGGUUAUCACUGUCUUCAUCUUCUUCCGGGCACGAGCACGACGAUCUCCCCCGUCUAUCCCUCGAUUCCGAGAAACCAAAUGGUCACACUCGCAGUGCAAGUCAAAAUAUCAAUCCUCCUCGAGUUCGUGUGGUGAAGCCGAGGGCGUUAUCAUCCGAGAAUCCCACCGCCUCGCGAGUGGGCCGAAGCCCAAUGCGGAGAGCAGCAGAAGCUACUACCUCCACGACACUCCGUGGUGUCUCUGUCGAUAGUCCACGCAUGAACUCAUCCGGGAAAAUCGUUUUUCACAGCUUGGAGAGAAGCUCAAGUAGUCCAAGCAGUUUCAAUGGUGGUCCCAGAUACAAGCACAGAGGAAUGGAGCGGUCUUACUCGGCAAACGUUCGUGUCACUCCGGUUCUAAACGUUCCUGUUUGUUCACUCAGGGGCUCUUCUAAGUCUGGUGUUUUUGGAUUCCCUUUAUUUUCUUCUUCACAACCGAAGAAGGAAUCCGGUAGCUCUAGUAGUGGAAAUGGCGGUGGAAGCAAAGCCCACCAGAGUAUCGCCAAGCACCGGACUGAUCGUAUCAAAGAAUGAUGAUAAGUUCUCGUACAAGAGUACGGUAAUUCGAUCUCAACUUUUUUUGCAAAAAGAAAAAAAAAUAUUUCCCAUAUUGCUUCUGCCUUUUAUUAACUCUUAGAUUAGAUGGUGAGUGUUGUAUUCGGUGUUGAAUAUUUUCCUUUUUUCUAGACUCAAAUCAUGUAAAUAGGUAGAUUUCCCCCCCUUUUUUUUUUCGUUGGCCUAUGCUAAUGUUGAUGUUGAAGUUGAAGUGAAGUGAUUAAUUUAAUUUUGCCGUCGGCAUUUUGUGAA
Messenger RNA from Ipomoea nil (Japanese morning glory), 1626 nucleotides. RefSeq lists its product as uncharacterized. The coding region runs from base 91 to 1353 and encodes 420 amino acids. Lineage: Eukaryota; Viridiplantae; Streptophyta; Magnoliopsida; Solanales; Convolvulaceae. The transcript has 2 exons. The record is from RefSeq and is a predicted model, not a curated record.